AUGCCGCUGGUGAAGAGGAACAUCGAGCCCCGGCACCUGUGCCGGGGGGCUCUGCCCGAGGGGGUGACCAGCGAGCUCGAGUGCGUCACCAACAGCACGCUGGCCGCUAUCAUCAAGCAGCUGGGCAGCCUCAGUAAACACGCCGAAGACAUCUUUGGGGAGCUCUUCAAUGAAGCCAACAGUUUCUACAUGCGGAUGAACUCGCUGCAGGAGAGGGUGGACCUGCUGGUGAUCAAAGUAACGCAGCUGGACUCCACCGUGGAGGAAGUUUCACUGCAGGACAUUAACAUGCGGAAAGCGUUCAAGAGCUCGACGGUGCAGAACCAGCAGGUCGUGUCUCGCAACUCCAUUCCCAACCCGGUGAUGGAGAUGUACCAGCGGUGCGACAAGCCCCCACCGCUCAACAUCCUCACACCGUACAGGGACGACAAGAAGGAUGGCCUCAAAUUCUAUACCGACCCCUCCUAUUUCUUCAACUUAUGGAAAGAGAAGAUGUUGCAGGCAACCGAAGACAAGAGAAAGGAGAAGCGCAGACAGAAGGAGCAGCGGUUAGUAGAAGACUCCACCCGGGAGGUGAAGAAAGUGAGGAAAGCCCGUAACCGGCGCCUGGAGUGGAACAUGAUGGCGUAUGAUAAAGAGUUUCGACCGGAUAACAGGUUCUCACCAUCCCCAUAUCACAUGGCAUCAUCGGAAGGAUCACUGUCCCCAGAUAAUAGAUCUUACGCAUCUGACGCAGCCGAUCACUCAUAUCCAGCCAGCCCUAACCACCCCGCGCAGCAGAUGCUCACUCCAGCCUCCCACCUGGCGGCAGACAACAAGGAGGUCGUUCUAGUGGCUAACCAGACCCAGGAACAUGUCUACAGGCCCUCAGCAGCAGGAAGCCGCCAGAACAGCCUCAACCGCAUCCAGCAGCCCCACAUGCCACAACCUCCAGAAGCUAUAUUAAAUGGACCAAGACCUCACUUAGUCAAGGAUUAUGGCCAGCAGCAGAUGCCGAUGGCAGAAUACUUCGUGCCGCCGGCUCCUCCACCCCCACCGCCCGUCAUCCCCUCUGCUCAGACUGCCUUCGACAGCCCCAUCUCAGCGCCCCCCGCCCUGGCACCCGGCGCGGGGCCCUCCACGGCUCACCCCUCCUAUGCGCCCUCGCCACCUCCCGCUCCGCCCUGCCCCUACUCUGCUUCCCCACCGCAGACUGGCCCCAUGGGGCCCCCUGUUGCGCCCCCUCCACCUCCACCGGGUCCCCCUGCCGUCGCUGCCUCACCAGCUCACUCGGCUUCGCCCCCGGCCGUCACCGUGGAGCCUCGGAAACCGCAGAUCCCACUGAUCCCCAUGAGCGACGCCAGGAGCGACCUGCUUGCUGCUAUCCGCAGGGGAAUUCAGCUCCGGAAAGUCCAGGAGCAGUGGGAGCAAGAGGCCAAGAAAGAGCCUGUGGGCAAUGACGUGGCUACGAUCCUCUCCCGCCGGAUUGCAGUGGAGUACAGUGAGUCUGACGAUGACUCAGAACUGGACGAUAAUGAGUGGUCAGAUUAAGAGAGCCUGGGAUGCUGUGUUGGAUGGUAGCUCCUCCACUCUA
Molecule: messenger RNA, 1573 nt
Organism: Rhea pennata
Lineage: Eukaryota; Metazoa; Chordata; Aves; Rheiformes; Rheidae
Product: actin-binding protein WASF3-like
Exons: 8
Coding region: 1-1530 (509 amino acids)
Biological process (GO): actin cytoskeleton organization; positive regulation of Arp2/3 complex-mediated actin nucleation
Cellular component (GO): SCAR complex; cytoskeleton
Molecular function (GO): protein kinase A regulatory subunit binding; Arp2/3 complex binding; actin binding
Source: RefSeq, a predicted model, not a curated record